AUGACAUCCCGUUCUGCGACAAUCGCCUGGAGGAACAGCCUCCGGGCUCGCGCCCUCCCCGCCUCCCGUUGGACUCAACGACCUUCGGCCUUUCUGUCACGGGCCGAGCGGUGCCCCAGCACUGCACGAUAUGCUUCGGACUCGGCCCCUGCAAAGGCAGCUGAGGCUGUGAAGGAGGCUCCCAAGGAACUUCCUAAAGAAGUCAAGGAGAUCCCCAAGCGAGCUGGUCGUGGAUCGCGGAAGGGUCUUUACGGCACUUCGUUGGCGUUUGUGCUGUUGGUGGGAUACAUCUAUGGUACUGAUACCCGGGCUAGCAUUCACCGGUAUGGCCUGGUGCCUCUUAUUCGCAUGAUCUAUCCUGAUGCGGAGGAUGCGCACCACUUUGGUGUGGACAAUUUGAAGACCCUCUAUCGGUAUGGUCUUCACCCUCGCGAACGCGGUAACCCGGACGGAGAUGGCGUUCUGUCCACCGAGGUCUUCGGCUACACCAUCUCCAACCCCAUCGGCAUCUCCGCCGGUCUGGAUAAACAUGCCGACAUCCCCGACCCGCUGUUCGAAAUCGGACCUGCCAUUGUCGAGGUCGGCGGCACUACUCCCCUGCCACAGGACGGUAACCCCAAGCCGCGAGUGUUCCGUCUACCCUCGCAGCACGCCAUGAUCAACCGCUACGGCCUCAACUCCAAGGGUGCCGACCACAUGGCCGAUGUACUGAAACAGCGUGUGGUUGACUUUGCCUACGCUGCUGGCUUCGGCGAGCACGAGCAGGCCGCACAGCGCGUUCUGGACGGCGAGGCCAACGUGCCCCCGGGAAGUCUGGUUCCCGGCAAGCUGCUCGCAGUGCAGGUGGCCAAGAACAAGCUCACACCCGACGGAGACAUCGACGCCAUCAAGCGCGACUACGUCUACUGUGUUGACCGUGUCGCGCGGUACGCCGACAUUCUCGUCGUGAACGUGUCGAGCCCCAACACCCCGGGCCUGCGCGACCUCCAAGCCGCAGCUCCGCUAACCGCAAUCCUGACUGCCGUCGUGGGCUCCGCCCAGAACGUCGACCGCAAGACCAAGCCAAAAGUGAUGGUGAAGGUCAGCCCGGAUGAAGAUUCAGACGAGCAGAUCUCAGGCAUCUGCGAAGCCGUGUGGAACUCCGGUGUCGACGGUGUCAUCGUCGGCAACACCACCAACCGCCGGCCCGACCCUCUCCCCCAGGGCUUUGUUCUCCCUCCCAACGAGCAGCAGACUCUCAAGGAGACAGGCGGUUACUCUGGCCCGCAGCUCUUUGACCGCUCCGUCGCUCUAGUCGCCCGCUACCGCGCCAUGCUCGACCAAGGUCCCCCGUCCAAGGCCGACGCACCCACCGAUGCCAACCAGAACCCCGCCGAUUCCCCGCGCAAGGUGAUCUUCGCCUCGGGAGGUAUCACCACCGGCCAGCAGGCGCGCCAGGUGCUGGAUGCCGGAGCCUCGGUUGCAAUGAUGUACACCGGCAUCGUGUACGGCGGUAUUGGAACCGUGACGCGGGUGAAGCAGGAGCUGCGCGAGGAGCUCCAGAAGAAAUGA
Molecule: messenger RNA, 1551 nt
Organism: Penicillium cinerascens
Lineage: Eukaryota; Fungi; Ascomycota; Eurotiomycetes; Eurotiales; Aspergillaceae
Product: dihydroorotate dehydrogenase 2
Exons: 2
Coding region: 1-1551 (516 amino acids)
Biological process (GO): 'de novo' pyrimidine nucleobase biosynthetic process; pyrimidine ribonucleotide biosynthetic process
Cellular component (GO): mitochondrial inner membrane; cytoplasm
Molecular function (GO): dihydroorotate dehydrogenase activity
Source: RefSeq, a predicted model, not a curated record